Molecule: messenger RNA, 2021 nt
Organism: Eupeodes corollae
Lineage: Eukaryota; Metazoa; Arthropoda; Insecta; Diptera; Syrphidae
Gene: ZnT41F
Product: proton-coupled zinc antiporter SLC30A2
Exons: 9
Coding region: 182-1648 (488 amino acids)
Biological process (GO): zinc ion transmembrane transport; response to zinc ion
Cellular component (GO): plasma membrane
Molecular function (GO): zinc ion transmembrane transporter activity
Source: RefSeq, a predicted model, not a curated record
GCAGCAGUCUUGAACGUCGUGCCUUUUCGUUUGGUCCGUAUCGCAGUAGGGUUCGAUUUUGUCGGAAGUGUCGAUUAUGACGUGAAAGAUCAGUGCUCGUAAUCGUUGAAAAAUAUAAAAAUUAUUCACAAAAGUGCGUGAGUGGGAUUGUGCCAGAAAAUAACAGAAUAAGAUCCACACCAUGACCGAAUACUACCUCGAUAACAAGAGCUUCGCCUCCUCCGAUGACGAAGAUCUCUUAACGCUUGCUGCAACUGAUGGAAACGUAGGAGCCCACAGAACUGUAAAAAGCAAACCCAUAAUGAUGUCUAUGAUGACGAAUGGCAUCGCCAACAAUAACAACAACAAAAAUAGUCAACACUAUUUCAUCGACGAUGACGGAGUAGGGGGCACAGAAGACAGCACUAUGGAGAUUCCACUUCUUGUUGACAAUAAUGAUGACCAUGAAAUGUUUUACAACAAUUGCAAAUGUAAUCAAUUAGGGUUUGCGGUGAAUUUAAAAAGCAAAAGUGAACGUGAUGCUAGAAUCAAAAUAUUCCUUGCCAUCGCAUUGUGCUGCUUGUUCAUGAUUAUAGAAUUCCUUGGAGGAUACAUGGCCGGAAGCCUGGCGAUAAUGACAGAUGCUGCCCAUUUGGCAUCUGAUUGCGUUAGCUUUGUGAUUGGUCUCUUGGCGAUUUGGAUAUCCAGCCGAGCACCUGAUCAAAACAUGUCAUUCGGAUACAAACGCAUCGAGGUCAUCGGAGCACUGGUAUCGAUAUUGGGUAUCUGGAUCCUUACAGCCGUUCUAGCCAUUGUGGCAUGCCAGAGAUUAUUUUCAGAUGACUUCGACUUGAAUGCGGAUACGAUGAUGAUAAUCGCUGGAAUUGGGAUUUUAAUUAACAUUGCCAUGGCAUUCAUUUUGCAUGGUUCGUCGCUUUUUCCCGGCUCACAUCAUGGUCACUCCCAUGGACACGAUGGAGGACACCAUCAUUCGCAUUCGCAUUCGCAUUCGCAUGCUCAUUCUGCUGCUCCUACUACUGCUGUUGCUGUUGCUGAUGCUCGGAGUGAUGCUGCAACUACUCAUGGCCAUCAUAGCCAUUUUCCGGGAACUGAUGGUGGUGGUGUUGGAAAUCCAUUGCCAGCAGACGUCUCAGUUUCCACAUCUGCGAAUAUUGUCAAACAACAACAUGUGAGAAACAAUCCAAUGCCAGCUUGCGGUCAGGAACAAAACCUGAAUUUGCGAGCUGCAGUCAUUCAUGUAUUUGGUGAUCUGGUACAAAGUGUAGGCGUUUUUGUUGCCUCAAUUAUUAUUAAAUUUUAUCCCAAUGCAAAACUUGCUGAUCCGUUAUGUACGCUUCUGUUCUCGGUGAUAGUCAUUUUCACGACAGUCAAUUUAUUCAAGGAAUCUGUUUGUAUUCUCCUGGACUCGGUGCCAAAGCAAGUGCCUCUGUUAAAGCUGCAAAGUGAUUUGUCCAACAUAAGUGGAGUUAAAUCCGUUCACCAUCUCAAUGUGUGGAAUCACACGGUCAAUCACAGCGUAAUGAUGGUCCAUUUAGUUGUUGAUAUCCUGGCAGAUAGUGAUGCCAUCCUGACGGAGGCUACCUCCAUGGCGCACGACAAAUAUCACAUUCAGCAUAGCACAAUUCAAAUUGAACGUGUGCGAGUGUGAGUUGGAGCUUGAGUUCGAGUAGAAUGAAUGAAGCGAUAAAGGAUACAACAAUAGGACACGCUACACAUUCAAGAGAGGGGUUUUAGUGAUGCUUGCUUAAGGACAAUAAAUGGGAGAGACUAUAACGACGACGACCAACGACGCGAUACGAAAUGGAAGAAGCUUUUCAAAAAGACUGUGUGUGUUAUAUGUGUGUAUUAGGGAUAAGGAUUAAGGAUUGAGCGAAAUAACAUUAUAAUUUUCGAAUGCCAUUCGAUGAGAAGUAGUCAUACAAUAUAGACGAUGUGAAUUCGAAAAUUUUUGUAUAAUCUAGUGUUACCAAAAAAAAAUGCUUUCUUAAAUAAUAUUUAUAUAAAUGUUUUAUUAAGUUGAA